Molecule: messenger RNA, 1236 nt
Organism: Trichophyton rubrum CBS 118892
Lineage: Eukaryota; Fungi; Ascomycota; Eurotiomycetes; Onygenales; Arthrodermataceae
Exons: 1
Coding region: 1-1236 (411 amino acids)
Biological process (GO): GPI anchor biosynthetic process
Cellular component (GO): endoplasmic reticulum membrane
Molecular function (GO): alpha-1,2-mannosyltransferase activity
Source: RefSeq, a predicted model, not a curated record
AUGUUCCAGUCAUUGUUCAUGGCGUCGGAACAAUCUUGCUCUACCAGUCUGGCCGCAGCAGUCAGACGGCAGCUAUCACUUGCCUGCAUUGCAAUGCCGGCAAUCCUCUCUCUUGUCCCUCACAAGGAAGUCCGCUUCAUAUACCCCCUGUUACCCUGUCUUCACAUCAUCGCUGCCGCUCCAGUAUCCAACUUCUUCACUCCUUCCAUAUCUUCCGCUUCUGGAUCAUAUACCCCGCGGAGACUUCUCUUGAUAUUCCUAGUGCUGGUCAACGUUACCAUUGCCGCAUAUACCACCAUUAUCCACGCCUCAGGUGUCAUUGAUGUACUCGGAUACCUCCGUGUACAACAGGAUACCCAUUACCAGUAUGAGCCCUCCCGUGGCCUUACUGCGGGAUUUCUCAUGCCAUGCCAUAGCACUCCCUGGCGGUCACAUUUGGUAUCUCCUCACAUCCGCGCCUGGGCUCUGGGCUGUGAACCACCUGUCAAUCUCUCCCCAGAGGAAAAAGCCACCUACGUCGAUGAAGCAGACCAAUUCUACAAUAACCCUUCUGAGUUCCUAUCCCAGCAUAUGGCUAGCACUGGAAUAAUCUCUAAGCAUUUCUCAUCUGCGUCUACUCACAAGCAUGAUUGGCCAGACUACCUUAUCUUCUUCUCCCAUCUAGAGCCAACACUCAAACAAGAUGUUCGCUCUUCAUCUUCAUACGCCGAAUGCUAUCGCACUUUCAACACGGCCUGGCAUGACGACGCACGCCGAAAGGGAGACGUGAUAGUCUGGUGUCGUGAUCCGAAGAUCCAAUCGGACUGGCGGACCAGCCAGAUUCGCAAAACUAUGCCUAAAAGCGAGAAACCUUCAUCUCAGCAGCAAAAGCAACAGCAGCAACAGCGUAGCUUCGACCGGAUCAUCGAUGUCUUAGCCAGAGAACAAGACAGUGUUGCCCAGCCACAGUCAGACUCAUCUUGGGUUCCUUGGUGGAGCAGCAGCAGCAGUUCACCAGAGACAAAGAAGACACAAGACAUAUUCUCCUCGUUCCAGACCUCGUUUUCGCUUCCUUCGCUCUCAUCUCCAUUUUCAUCAUGGUCAUUGAGUAAACGACGAUCUCAGCAAUGGAACUGGCCGUGGCAGCGCCGACGCAAGGCUCCAAUUUUCCAGCUGAAAGACAAUAUUGUCUCAAUGUACCAGAGGAUGACUGCCCGACGGCAAGCAACGAAUGCACAGCGCGAUCUGUGGUCUUGA